Messenger RNA from Diachasma alloeum, 960 nucleotides. RefSeq lists its product as uncharacterized. Lineage: Eukaryota; Metazoa; Arthropoda; Insecta; Hymenoptera; Braconidae. The record is from RefSeq and is a predicted model, not a curated record. The transcript is spliced from 2 exons. The coding region runs from base 1 to 960 and encodes 319 amino acids.
AUGUCCGAAGUCGAGAAUGACCCAAAUGCUCGAGAAGGUUUCUACCUGCCGCAUCACUCGGUCAUCAAGACUACUAGCCUGACUACUAAGUUGAAUACAGUCACCUUUGGACUUGCAUCUGCCCCUUAUUUAGCGAUACGUUGUUUAUCUCAACUGGCAGAUGAUGAAAAAGAGGAUUAUUCUGAAGCAGCUCUUCGAAUCAAGAGAGAUCUAUAUGUGGACGAUCUUCUCACUGGAACUGAGUCACUCCAAGAAGCAUUACAGCUACGUGAUGAUAUUACGACAGUCUUAAAGAGAGAUGGCUUGAAUCUUCGACAAUGGGCGUCCAAUCACCCUCAAUUACUCGAAAGUCUACCUGAAGGCAGUGUGAACCUUCAGUUGGAGAGCGACAAGGAUGCCACUAUUAAGGCCUUUGGGGUGCACUGGGACCCCCAGAGAGACACCAUUGUAUAUACAGUAAAACCAAUCAUUAAGACAGUUAAACUUACCAAAAGAAGUAUUCUAUCAGAUCUGGCAAAAAUUUUCGUUCCACUUGGCCUCCUCGACCCAAUUAUCAUCAGAGGGAAAAUAAUUAUGCAAAAAGUGUGGAAAGAACAAUUUGAUUGGGAUGAUCCUGUACCAUUAAAACUUCACACAGAGUGGAAAUCAUAUACUGAUGAGUUAAUGCAACUGAAGGACGAAUCCGUUGAUCGUAAAAUAAUUAUUUCCAAUGCAAAAGAAAUUCAGUUACAUGGCUUUUACGAUGCAAGUGAAAAGGCUUAUGGUGCUUGCAUUUAUUUGAAAACAAUGGAUGAUCAGGGAAAUUCCCAGACGAGUCUACUCUGUGCCAAAUCCAGAGUAGCUCCAAUGAAACAAGUAUCAUUACCUAGAUUAGAACUUUGUGCAGCUCUGCUCCUUGUUGACUUAUAUGAAGCUGUGAAGAAAGCUCUCAGUCAUCAGAUUUCUCGUACUGUAUUCUGA